This is a messenger RNA of Homarus americanus (American lobster), 3573 nucleotides long. RefSeq lists its product as uncharacterized. Lineage: Eukaryota; Metazoa; Arthropoda; Malacostraca; Decapoda; Nephropidae. Bases 87 to 2516 code for a protein of 809 amino acids. The transcript is spliced from 19 exons. The record is from RefSeq and is a predicted model, not a curated record.
UGUGUUGUGCGUUUGCCGAGUCAAGGUGUUAUUGGUGUGCAGUGCGAUAAUCCACCAGUGUACCGUAAUCUAGCAGAAUACGAGAGAUGCGACAACUGACAGCUGGGCUGCUCCUGGUGCUCCUCACUCUAGCAGGAGCGGAAUGGCACGAGAAAUUCAGGUCCUCUGAAUGUUACAAGCAUGGCCUUGACGAUCUUGAAGACCGCAUGCCAAUCAACCUGGGAAACUUCAUUGCCUUGGUGGAGAAGUAUGAGAAUCAGCACAACUUUAUCUACCCUGAUACCUUAGCUGAGGCUCUCUUGUUGAGGUACAAACUGGACGGCAUCACAUAUCAGUCCACCAGCAACAACGUUCCAUGGGCAACUAACGAGCUGGUGGAGGUAGAGAAGCAGGACAUCAUCACUAAGGCUCUGGUGCCUAGUGAGACUGUGCCUGCUGAUACCUAUGAGCCUCGUGAAGAGUGUUCGUUGCACUUCAUGCUGUCACACAGCACCGACACCUACCCACACCCUGGCCUCGACUACGUGUGGCAAAACUCAAGGCGGAGAAGGUCUGAAGCAAUAUUUCCAGAGCAGAAUAUCUUCACAGGCCAGAAGAUAUUAGCUAAUAGUGGACAACCAGUUGCAAGGAUAACCAGUACCAGUGUUAUAUUCAGGAGUGCUGCCCAGUCACGUUACUCAUUACCAGAUAACAUCCAACCAGCCAACCACCCCAUUGAGAAUGGUGUCAUCUGGACCCCUUAUGGACCAGUGGCCCUGGGUACCCUCCUAUCAGGUAUUAUGGCAUCUGACAAAACUGGUGAAUCCUCCAUCAGCCAGAUAUUGGGUGAAACUCAAACAAACUUCAUGCCUGUCGAGAUGAAAAACAAGCGCCUUAACCCUCUGUACAUCUCUGCUUUAGCAGGUGAUAUUGGACAGUCAGCAGUCAUAGGAGCCAUGGCGACCACUACAGGGAACGAAAUUUAUCUUGGCCCAAAUGGACGAUUCUGCAAUUUGACUGCAGCCCCUAAGCUGUUCACCCUUGCCAACAAUUACAAUGGCAUCACUUCCUACCUCUCUAGAGCAGAAAUUUUUGGUGGUAUAGAUGGCUUGCUCAUAGCAACACUUCUGCAGUCGUCAUCAUCUUCACAAAUGAAGCUCUCACAGAUCUUAAGGAUGUACUACAGUGAGCAUGGCCUACCCAACAACCAAGACCAACGUGCCUGCAACAGGAUGAUGGCUUACAAAGAACUUGAUGCUGACAAAAUUAAAGAACAGGCUUUGAACUUCAUGUAUGCUUAUAGUGAUAAAUUUCCUGAAGUCAAGCGAAUGAUCACAGAGUACCAAGACCAUUUCAGUGGAAUAGAAAGCAGCUUCAAGUCUGCCCUCAACAAUGUAUGGUCAUCAUUCACCUCAUUUGUAGGAAGCUAUGACUACACGGACUAUGACAGGUGCCCCAUAUACAGCAAGAAAGAUGUCAAGUGUGAGAACAAAGUGGAUCUAAUUAUGGUAUAUGGCCACGAGGGUGGAAUAUACGAGAUGGAUAAGCAGCGGCAGUACAUCUCGCUCCUGGGAACAAUGCUUAGUGUGAGUGUGGACAGAUCACGUCUGGGUGUACUGGAUGGUAAAAGUGCUCAGUGGAAGUUCCCAUUGACCAACUUCAGUAAUGUAGCAGACUGGGGUAGUAACUACACUGUAGAUGAUAUUGGCAGCUAUGGGUCAGGCUCAGAUAUGAUGGCUGUGUUGAAAGAGUUGACUGCCUACUACACCAACUUCUACACUAAACUCCAUAGUGAUGGCAAGAAUGCCUCGGCUCACUCACAGGUGGUGCUGUGGAAUGUACCGGGUAGUAUACCAGAUCCCGAUACUUUCCUGGAUCUGCUGUCUCAAUUUAGGCAACGUUUCCCAGAUGUAUAUUUCCUGUUGGUUGGCAAGAGCAAGAACAGCUUCAUUGAUAUGCUGGUGGACCCAAGUACUGACUUCUUCACCAACAAUGUACAAGAAAUAGAAGUAUUUGCUGCAACAUUAGCUAAACGGAUUUGUAAAAUUCCUUCUGUAUUUGUGUAUCCUGCAUGUGAUACCUACAAUUCAAACUUCAGCAACUAUCAAGAGGCAACCCAUGUAUACACCGGUUAUGUGUCUCCCAAUUUCACAACAUACAUUAAGAUUGCCCCACAAAACUUCCGCUUCUCAGGCUCCCUCAAGUUAAAGGUUAGUAAUGCUGAUGUCUCAGUCUGCAGCAGUAGGGAGAGCAUGACUGUAGACACUACUGCCAGUGACUAUGCAUGUGUUACUGGAGGCACUGAUAUGGAGUGGACGGAACUGUGUGGACGCUAUCUGGUGGAUUGCGCCCCGAUUUUCUUGUCUGUGACAGGCCAAACAGCUCUCGGAACUUAUUGUCAAGAUCAGGAAUGCGAGUACCCAAACCAGAUAAAGUUUGAGAUACAUCACGAAGGCAUGACUUGUGGGGCAUGGUAUGCCACAUCAUCCCUACUACUGAUGGCGUUUGUAUGCAUCGUGCACCUCCUUUGUACCUAAUUCCUGAAGAAGUACCUUAAGUUUUUAUCUUCCCCUCCUGCCCUUUCAUUCAGUUUCAAAUCAUCUAGAAAUUUUUGGUACCCAACUUCCCUUUUAUAAUUACCUGAAAAACCUUUAAAUCUUUUAACGGCUGUAAUAUAACCCACAUAAAACAGACUGGGUACUUAAACAAGUGUAAUUGUAAACACUGCAUGCUAUAAUUUCCAAAAUUUUAAUUGAGUGAUUCUUGCCCCACCUUUCAAUUUUCCCCCAAAAAUUUGGAGAGGUAACAUUGCCACAGUGGAAAUUAAACUUCUUAAAACAAUAUUCCAUCCUUGUCAAUCUUUGUAAUUUCUUUUACAUAUCAUUCCAUAACACUUUCACCAGUCUGUCAAGAUAAUAACUUUAUUAAAUAAUUUACUGGUAUUUAAGUACAAUCUUCAACUAAUUGAAAGAACAUAGCUAUGCUGUACAGUACUGUACAGUAUAUGUGAAUUCAUUUAAGUUCCUACUAAGUUAAUACCUGCAAUGUUAACUAAUUGGACAGCUUGUGUGAAUAUUUAAACUAAUUAAUGUAUUUAUUUUUAAAAGUUUGGAUGUCUGUCUUGAGAUUUCAUUAUACAGUAAGUGAAAACAUUACCAUUUAAUGAAAACAAAGGCUGCUUAAAUAUCAUAAGAUAAAAGGGUUGUUGAUAUUUUAGUGUACAAGGUAAUUCCAAUUAAGCUGUUGUAGGCUAAAUGUUUUGUAUGUGAUUGCUGUACAGUCCCCUUCACUAGGGCGUUUACAGGGGCUCGUCAUAUAAACAUUCCACAAAUCAUUAGCUUUGAUAAAUUUGUUUUAAUAUUGCUUUAAUUUGAUUCCAUAUGUUUACUAUUGCAAGUUUCAUUCUGUCGACUAUAAACAAACACAAUACUGCCACGCUGCACAAAAUCUGACGAGCCGCUGUAAAUGCACUGGUGAAGGAGUCUGUACCUUUUAUUGUAUGAACAAUAAUAAUGAUAGCGAGAGACUAGGGUUUUGAUGUUCAAGCUUGUAAGCGUCCAGGUUUUAUACAAUUAUCAAUAAAAAUGUCAUUAA